CGGGGCGCGCACCGCAGAGCGCGGCCUGUCCCGCCCAGAUGCCUCAGUAGCUUCAACGGAUCCCCUGCUCCCUGGCUCCCAGAAAACAGCCCCUGGCAGAGCCAUGGAAAAAUGGCCAGGCAGGCCCUGGCUGUACGCAAUGCUGUGUCUGUCACUCCCUCAGCUCUGCUUAGAUCAGGAGGUAUUAUCUGGACACUCUCUCCAGACACCCUCGGAGGAGGAGGGCAGAGUCCCAGAGGGUGUCUGGGGAUCGUGGGGCCAGUGGAACUCCUGCUCCCAGCCUUGUGGGGUCGGAGUGCAGCGCAGGAGCAGGACAUGUCAGCUCCGCCCAGGCCUGUCGCUCCCUCCCCGGCCCCCAAGACAUCCAGAAGCCUUUCGGUCAAGGGGCCAGGGCCCUAGAUCCCAGACUUCCAGAGAGCCCCUCCCCCUGCACAGGCCACAGCCUCGGGGAAGGGGGGGCCCCCUUCAAGGUCCUGCUUCCCAACUGGGCAGAGAGGAGACCCAAGAUACCGAAGGAACCCGGAGGUCUCGGGUUCGAGACUCCAUCAAGCCAGGGAUGUUUGGUUAUGGGAGAGUACCUUUUGCCUUGCCACUGCAUCGGAGCCGCAGGCACCCCCGGAAGCCGCGCAGAUCUGAGCAACCUGAAACAACUUCUAAAGGGGAUGGGCCUCCUUCACCCCAGAUUCCAAGAGCAGACAGCUCUGCUCCCCAGACUCAGCUGCCAGAACUGCCUAUCCACUCCAACAGCCCCUCAGCAGAACUUCUGAGGCCUGAAACUACUCAGACACACGCGUCCCCCAGAACUGACCCUGCCCCCACACAGUCCCAUCCUGGAGCCCAGGUUUUUGGCACAGGGCUCCUCUCGCCUACCCAGUCCUCUGGAGAAAAUGGUUCUUUUCAGGGCGCCCAUCAGCUAAGAACACCAACUUCCCAGGCUUGGACCAGUCCCCAUGGAGGAGAGAGACACCCUGAUCCUCUCCGUUCUGUCUCUCGGCACCGGGCCCAGGACCGAGGCCAGCAGAGCAGGGGACACUGGCGACCUAGGGGGAGUCACCACAGGUCCCCAGAAGGCUGGCUGCCUCUGCUGAGCACUGGCCCCCACAGCUCCCUGUGGAGCCUCUUUACUCCCAGCAGCCCUGACCCCAGAUGCUCUGGGGAGAGCGAGCAGCUGAGAGCCUGCAGCCAAACGCCCUGCCCCCCAGAGCACCCAGACCCCAGGGCACUGCAGUGCGCUGCCUUUGACUCGCAGGAAUUCAUGGGCCAGCUGUACCAGUGGGAACCCUUCAUGGAAGUUCAGGGCUCCCAGCGCUGUGAGCUGAACUGCCGCCCGCGGGGCUUCCGCUUCUACGUGCGUCACACCGAAAAGGUGCAGGAUGGGACCCCGUGUCAGCCUGGAGCCCUCGACAUGUGCGUGGCUGGACGCUGUCUGAGCCCUGGCUGUGAUGGGAUCCUUGGCUCUGGCAGGCGCCCGGAUAGCUGUGGAGUCUGUGGGGGUGACGGUUCUACCUGCCGCCUCAUUUCGGGGAACAUCACUGACCGGGGAGGCCCCCUAGGCUAUCAGAAGAUCCUAGGGAUCCCAGCCGGAGCCUCCCAGAUCCAUAUUGCCCAGCUUCGGCCCAGCCCCAAUUACCUUGCACUCCGAGGCCCGGGUGGCUACUCCAUCAUCAACGGAAACUGGGCUGUGGAUCCUCCAGGGUCCUACCCAGCCAGUGGGACGGUGUUCCAGUAUAACCGUCCCCCUAGGGAGGAGGGCAAAGGGGAGAGUCUGUCAGCUGCAGGCCCCACCACCCAGCCUGUAGAUGUCUACAUGAUUUUCCAGGAGGACAACGCAGGUGUUUCUUAUCAAUAUGUCGUCUCUUCCCCUCCUCCAGUCCUGGAGCGCUUCCCACCAGAGCUCCCUGCCCUCCAACUUCAGCCCGAGAUGCUGAGGGGAGAGCCCCAACCUGCUUCUGCACCCCGUCCCGUCCGGACCCCAGGCACCCUCCAGCGUCAGGUGAGGAUCCCCCAGGUGCCUGCCCAGCCCCAUCCCAGGUCACCCCUGGGGUCUCCAGCCGGAUACUGGAAACGAAUGGGGCACUCCGAGUGUUCAGCAUCCUGUGGCAAAGGUGUCUGGCGCCCCAUUUUCCUCUGCAUUUCCCAUGAGACCGGAGAGGAGCUGGACGAACACAGCUGCGCAGCGGGUGCCAAGCCCUCAGCCUUCCCGGAACCCUGCCAUGGCCCGCCGUGUCCUCCCUACUGGGAGGCUGGCGAGUGGACGUCCUGCAGUCGCUCCUGCGGCCCCGGCACCCAGCACCGCCAGCUGCACUGCCGGCAGGAGUUUUCAGGGGGCGGCUCCUCCGUGCCUCCAGAGCGCUGUGCACAUCUUCCCCGGCCUGACACCACCCAGCCCUGUCAGCUGCGCCUCUGUGGCCACUGGGAGGUCGGAUCCCCCUGGAGCCAGUGCUCUGUGCCCUGCGGACGAGGCCAGAGGAGCCGGCAAGUUCGCUGUGUGGGGAACAACGGCAGUGAAGUGAGCCCGCAGGAAUGUGCUUCGGGGCCCCCUCCGCCACCCAGCAAAGAGGCCUGUGACAUGGGACCCUGUGCCACGGCCUGGUUUCACAGUGACUGGAGCUCCACGUGCUCUGCUGAGUGUGGGACGGGGAUCCAGCGGCGCUCGGUGGUCUGCCUCGUGAGUGGGGAGACCCUCAGGGUGGGCCAGGAGGAGCCAGGAGCCGGCGCCGGCGAGCAGGCCUGUCCUCCCAGAAGCCGCCCUCCUGACAUGCGUGCCUGCAGUUUAGGGCCCUGCGAGAGGACGUGGCGCUGGUACACGGGGCCCUGGACUGAGUGCUCUUCAGAGUGCGGCUCUGGCACACAGCACAGGGACGUUAUCUGUGUGUCCAAACUGGGGGCCGAGUUCAAUGUGACUUCUGCCAGCAACUGUUCCCACCUGCCCAGGCCCCCUGCCCUGCAGCCAUGUCAGAGACACGCCUGCCAGGACCGCUGGUUUUCUACAGCCUGGAGUCCGUGCUCUCGCUCCUGCCAGGGAGGUGUGCAGAUGAGGGAGGUCCAGUGCCUGAGUGCCAACAAGACUCUCAGCACCCGGUGCCCUUCUCACCUGCGACCUUCCAGGAAAAGGCCCUGUAACGCGCAGCCAUGCAGCCAGCAUCCGGAUGAUCAGUGCGAGGACGGCUCUCCACACUGCCCCCUGGUGGUGCAGGCCCGGCUCUGCGUCUACCCCUACUACACGGCCACUUGCUGCCGCUCUUGUGCCCACGUCCUGCAGCGGUCAGUCGUGGGGCCCUCCUGAAGUGGGUCCACGGACCCUCUCUCUUCUUGUUUUCUCGUGCCAUCACUGGACACCCACUGAAGUCUGCUCUGCACCCUCUGGCUCCCGAGCCUGUCCCAGCCUCACCUGGGCCACGUCCUCCGGGGCGAGCAAGGGUGGCAAGGUCAGUGGCAGUGACUUGCUCUGUGGCUGGGUCUGCCCUGGUGGCGUGGUGGCCCCGACGGCCCCUGGAUGUGUGUCCUCAUCCAUGCGUAUCGCCUUCCAAAGAGCAGCUCCACUGAGAAGGGACAGGGAGGGGGACGGGACGGAUGUCCUGAAGCUUUUGUGAGCUGAGGAUAGCCAGGUGGCCAUUCCUCGCCCGUCUGAGCUACCUGAAGGGUGGUCUCCGCCACAAUUGCAAGUUUUCAUGUUCUAAGCCAUCCUGUUGUCGCCGAUUCCCCUCUCCCGCACUUUCCAGGCCUCCCUGAUUAGCCAGGGCUAAGAGGUCCUACCUUACCCCUGCAAGAAAGACCACUUCCCCAAAGCAGGGACCAGCUGGGCAAAGUGGGCAUAAGACACGCUAGCCCUCGCCCCCACUUUACACCUCCUAAGAUGGUCCCCACCCCAGAACUAAUUUAUUUUUUAUUAAAGUUGAUCGUGACAAAUAAGAAA
Jaculus jaculus (lesser Egyptian jerboa) is the source of this 3916-nucleotide messenger RNA. RefSeq names its product ADAMTS like 4 (gene Adamtsl4). The record is from RefSeq and is a predicted model, not a curated record. Gene Ontology annotation, biological process: extracellular matrix organization. The transcript is spliced from 18 exons. Bases 104 to 3286 code for a protein of 1060 amino acids. Lineage: Eukaryota; Metazoa; Chordata; Mammalia; Rodentia; Dipodidae. Gene Ontology annotation, cellular component: extracellular matrix. Gene Ontology annotation, molecular function: metalloendopeptidase activity.